AUGAUAGAGUGCAGCGUCUGUCAUUCCAAGCUGCUUUCCCCAACUACAAAGACAGUGUCAAGGGCUUAUGACGAACACAGGAGCAAGAUAUCGUCGAAGCAACGGGCCCUCAAUGUUCUAUUGGUUGUCGGGGAUUGUAUUUUAGUUGGGUUACAGGAUGUUGUCUUUUCUCAAUGCAUUUUUCGCUUGCGUUCUUGCCCACGUACUUCUGAUAAUUUAGGGGCCAUUUCAUGUUCUUACAGUUACUACCUUCGGCAUUUGAAUUUCUGUGGCCGGGGCCUCCAGAUCCAACCGGAAAUUCUCCGCCGGCGACCCUUUUUGUGUUCUUUCAUUAAACGACCACAUGCUCAUCAGGCAGUUCAUCUAGUUAAGAACGGGAUGAUAGAGUGCAGCGUCUGUCAUUCCAAGCUGCUUUCCCCAACUACAAAGACAGUGUCAAGGGCUUAUGACGAACACAGGAGCAAGAUAUCGUCGAAGCAACGGGCCCUCAAUGUUCUAUUGGUUGUCGGGGAUUGUAUUUUAGUUGGGUUACAGGUGAUUGUCAUUUUUUAUUCAUUUGUAGUUGUUUGA
Molecule: messenger RNA, 570 nt
Organism: Ilex paraguariensis (yerba mate)
Lineage: Eukaryota; Viridiplantae; Streptophyta; Magnoliopsida; Aquifoliales; Aquifoliaceae
Source: the annotation of a GenBank genome assembly